This is a messenger RNA of Cucurbita maxima (winter squash), 1223 nucleotides long. Its product is annotated as polyubiquitin 11. The transcript is spliced from 2 exons. Gene Ontology annotation, cellular component: cytoplasm; nucleus. Gene Ontology annotation, molecular function: ubiquitin protein ligase binding; protein tag activity. NCBI's taxonomy places the organism in Eukaryota, Viridiplantae, Streptophyta, Magnoliopsida, Cucurbitales, Cucurbitaceae. The coding region runs from base 129 to 1046 and encodes 305 amino acids. Gene Ontology annotation, biological process: protein ubiquitination; modification-dependent protein catabolic process. The record is from RefSeq and is a predicted model, not a curated record.
CAUUACGAAAUUGUCCUUCUCUUCUCCUAUAAAUUCAGCUCUCCACCCAUUGGAUUCAUUGUAAUUGAAUUUCUCUUCUCUUAACUUCUCUUUUUCGAUCGUUCAAUCCUUUCCGAAUUCUUCUAAAGAUGCAAAUCUUCGUCAAGACCCUCACAGGAAAGACUAUCACCCUCGAGGUGGAGUCUUCCGACACCAUCGACAACGUCAAGGCCAAGAUCCAGGACAAGGAAGGUAUCCCUCCAGACCAGCAGAGGUUGAUCUUUGCCGGAAAGCAGUUGGAAGAUGGCCGAACCCUUGCCGACUACAACAUUCAGAAGGAAUCCACCCUCCACCUCGUGCUCCGGCUCCGUGGUGGCAUGCAAAUCUUCGUCAAGACCCUUACAGGAAAGACCAUCACCCUUGAGGUGGAGUCUUCCGACACCAUUGAUAACGUCAAGGCCAAGAUCCAGGACAAGGAAGGCAUCCCUCCAGACCAGCAGAGGUUGAUCUUCGCCGGGAAGCAGUUGGAAGAUGGCCGAACCCUUGCCGACUACAACAUCCAGAAGGAAUCCACCCUCCAUCUUGUCCUACGUCUGCGUGGUGGCAUGCAAAUUUUCGUUAAAACUCUCACCGGAAAGACCAUUACCUUGGAGGUAGAGUCUUCAGACACGAUUGACAACGUGAAGGCCAAGAUUCAGGACAAGGAAGGUAUCCCCCCAGACCAGCAAAGGCUCAUCUUCGCUGGAAAACAAUUGGAGGAUGGCCGAACUCUUGCGGAUUACAACAUCCAGAAGGAAUCCACUCUCCAUCUUGUCCUGCGUCUCCGUGGUGGUAUGCAGAUCUUCGUUAAGACUUUGACUGGGAAGACCAUCACCCUUGAGGUUGAGAGCUCCGACACCAUUGACAACGUUAAGGCCAAGAUUCAAGAUAAGGAAGGAAUCCCCCCAGACCAGCAGAGGUUGAUCUUCGCCGGGAAGCAGCUGGAGGAUGGAAGGACUCUUGCUGAUUACAACAUCCAGAAGGAGUCCACCCUUCAUCUUGUCCUCCGUCUCCGUGGUGGAUUCUAAGUUCUGAAAAUGUGUUUGUGUGGUGGUGGCGGCCUUGUUCCGGCCGACCAUGUAAUUGAAUGUGGGUACUUCUUAUGUGUCUUUAUUUUUCGAGUAUGUUGGUUAAGUGUCCUCUCCAGAUCACAAUCUGGGGAGAGUAUUACAGAAAUAAAUUGGAAUCAUUUCUCCUUCCAAAAA